Messenger RNA from Thelazia callipaeda (thelaziosis nematode), 747 nucleotides. Lineage: Eukaryota; Metazoa; Nematoda; Chromadorea; Rhabditida; Thelaziidae. The record is from the annotation of a GenBank genome assembly.
AUGCCUGCGAAAGUACACUGUGGUGGUUUAUUUCUAGGAGAUACAAUUCAAGAAAAAACUCGGACAUUGCUUGGUUGGAAUAAUGAGCAGCAUUAUCCCCCAAUUAUGGUUGAUACAAUGACGCGGAACCAAAUUAAUACGUGCAAUCGACGUAUGCUUCACGCAAAUUACUCUCGGCAUCAUCCAUACAAUACUCCAAACGAGCGUUUACGACAUAGUAGUAUUAGUUCAAAUUCAAACUGUAGCAGCAGUAGUAGUAGUGAAUAUUCGCAGCCAUCGCCAAGUUACAGCAUUGCAUCAUAUGAAUCACUGAGUCCGGAACCAUUAGUUUCCCCUUGCAUCGGCUCGGAAUGCCAAUCACCACAUUCUGUUCCGCUUUGUUCAGCUGCGAUGCCGACGGCUGCUUCUAUUUCGUAUCGAUCCCCUGAACGUGAGGCGCAAGUUUUUGAAAGAUUACGUCAAUUGAUACCGCUGCUACCCUUCAACAAAACUGCUUAUCAAGUACUGAUAGAGACAGUUUCACAAGUAAUGGAUUUAGAGCAGCAGCUGGAACAGUUAAAUGACAAAACAAAUAACACCAAGAACAAUUCUCGAACUGAGCAAAAUCUUGUAUCAGAAGCGGAAAAUAGUGUAUUUCCGGACGAUUUGAAGACAGUGGAUGUUACAGCAUUCAGACGAUUGCUUUGUUCUGAUUAUUCGUCUUCAAGUGAUACGCUACGAUCAGUACAUAUCAAUUAUAUGUCCUAA